AUGGUUCCAGUAAAGAUGGUACGGCAGUGUUUGCUUCGCGCUCGACUUGGCGGGGGCACCAGGGCUGUGGUGAGGGACGUGUCAGAUAGUAACAACUCUGAGGCUGGCCCUUCGCCAAUAGUUUCGUGUACGUCAACUCAUAAGGCACCUAAAUACGAACAAGUUUUGCUAGCCACUGCUUUAGUCAACAUAGAGUCUGAAGUUUGUGGACAGCAAGCAGUAAGAGCUUUAAUAGACCAAGGCUCUCAAGCUUGUUUCAUUACAGAAGCUGCAGUUCAAUUACUUAAACUCAAAAAGGAGUCAAUAAGGGGAACAGUUACUGGAUUAGGAGACAAAGGAUCGACGACAUUCAAACAUGUAGUCACAAUAACUCUCCGGUCUAGGAUUGAUAAACAGUUUCAGGUCAAAAUUAGAGCUUAUGUCAUGAGAAAUCUCAUAAUUUCACAUUUACCAGAGCAAAAAAUAGAGUCACUAAAUUGGGUGGGUUUAGGCAAUUUACAACUAGCAGACCCACAGUUCAAUAUGCCCAAUAAAAUAGAUAUAUUGUUAGGGGCUAAUGCUUUUAGUCAAAUACUAAAAGAGGGAGUGCAAAAAAGUCCAGAUGGUUUGCUUAUCGCGCAAAAUACGUCAUUGGGAUGGAUCGUGUCGGGGAUAGUUAAAAAGUAUAGGAAAUCAUCAAGAAUAGGUCAUGAAAAUCCCAAAAUAUCAGUAAUGCAUGCGCACAUUAAUGAAGAAGAUGCAUUGAAACGAUUCUGGGAAAUAGAAGAGCAACCACAUUCUACUAAGAAUAUGUGGACAGAGGAAGAGCAAAAAUGCGAAGAAAUUUUCGCCAGUACAACAAGUAGAACACCGGAAGGACGCUAUAUCGUGAAGUUACCUUUUCGUGAGACUCAACCUGGCUGUAAGGGUGGUAAUUCACGCGAUAUCGCUGUAAGAAAAUUCAAAUCACUAGAGAAGAGGCUAUCGAAAGAUUCAGAUUUGAAAAAGAGUUAUAUCGAAGUGAUAAACGAUUACUUGCAGCUAGGACACAUGAGACCUGUAAAAAAGAAUGACUCAGAAAAGGAGGAAGCUGUCUACUUACCGCACCACGCUGUAGUCAGAAAUGAUAAAACUACAACAAAAGUAAGAGUAGUUUUUAAUGCGUCUAGUAAAAACAGUUUCGGAAUAUCGCUAAACGACACAUUGAUGGUGGGACCCAAGCUUCAGGCAGAUCUAAGUCAUUUAGUGUUGCGCUGGAGAGAGCACCCUAUUGUACUCGUGGCUGAUGUCGUUAAGAUGUAUCGGCAGGUCAGGAUAGCAGAAGAAGACGCUAUUUUUCAGCGUAUUGUGUGGCGUGACAACUCUGAAUCUGAAAUACAAGACUUCGAGUUAAUGACUGUUACUUUUGGAACUGCCUCUGCUCCAUAUUUAGCAGUACGAGCAUUGCAUCAAGUCAGUUUUGAUGAGGCCAAAAGUUUCCCGCUGGCAGCACCAAGGGUAGUUAAAUCAUUUUAUAUGGAUGAUUUGAUGACAGGAUGCAGUGAUGUUACGGAAGGAGUAGCAUUGUACAAAGAGAUGAGAGAGCUAUUGUUACGAGGUGGUUUUCAAUUACAAAAAUGGAAUAGCAACAAUAAACAACUACUUUCAGAAAUAUUUAAAAUUGAAAAUCAAAGUACAAAUAAAACAGAACAACAGGACACAAAAACAAAUUUAGAACAAGAUAAUACAAAAAAUGAAAAGAACAAAGAGAUUGAUAUGAAAGCUGAUAAUAUAACUAAGAUUCUGGGUAUUACCUGGGACAGAAGCGAAGAUCAUUUCCGGUACUCGGUGAGUCUCCCUACGGCGUCGCCUGGACCUGAAACAAAAAGAUCAAUAUUAUCAGAAAUAGCACGAUUAUAUGAUCCGCUAGGUUGGUUAGCCCCUAGCAUAAUUAUAGCAAAGAUGUUCAUCCAAAAAUUAUGGCUAGCUGGCAUAACUUGGGACGAACCAAUCAGCGAUGAAAUGAAACGUGAAUGGUAUACUUACCGGGAUUUGUUGAUUAAACUCACAUCUGUUCGAGUUCCUCGGUGGCUGGGCACUUCCGGUAGAGAAGACAUGCGUGAGCUGCACGGAUUUUCUGACGCAUCCAAGUUAGCUUACGCAGCAGUUGUUUACUUGCGGGUUGUAGACGCCAAAGGAAAUGUACACGUCUCUUUGUUGGCAGCUAAGACUAGAGUCUCUCCCAUAAAGCAAGUAAGCAUCCCGCGAUUAGAGUUGUGUGGUUCUACUCUUUUAGCACGACUUUUAUCUGAGAUCAGCGAGGUUAUCAACAUUCCUAAGAGCAACAUUAAGGCCUGGACGGAUUCAACAGUGGUAUUGGCAUGGCUAAAUAGCCACCCAAGUAAAUGGAAGACUUUUGUAGCGAAUAGAGUGUCUGACAUUUUGACGACUUUGGAUUCAUCGCAAUGGUAUCACGUGUCGACGAAGGAAAACCCUGCCGAUUGCGCAUCCAGAGGUGUUUUACCCGACGCCCUGGCUAGUAAUGAACUAUGGUUUUCCGGUCCAAAGUUUCUUCAUGAACGCAACAUACCAUAUAAUAGACCAAAGAAUUUGAAACCAACUCUGGAAGAAGCUGUGAAAGUACAUUUGAAUACGAUGACUGAAGAUACAUUAUUGCAACGCUUCUCUACUUUAAACAGAUUGCUUAGAGUAAUCGCUUAUUGUAGACGGUUUUAUAACCACGGAGAGCGUGACAAUUACCUGUCUAAGAAAGAAAUAGAAAAUGCAUUAGUUUGCUGUAUCAAGAAAGUGCAAAAGGAAGAAUUUAGUGAGGAGUACUUAACUUUGCAGACCAAAGGAUUUUUACAAUCGAAAAGUUCAAAACUCAAAUCUUUAUGUCCAUAUCUCGAUGAAAACGGAAUAAUGAGAUGCGAUGUACACCAGCCAGAGCAUUCCUACAUAGCGGAGUGGAUUAUGCUGGCCCUAUAA
This is a messenger RNA of Ostrinia nubilalis (European corn borer), 2946 nucleotides long. RefSeq lists its product as uncharacterized. NCBI's taxonomy places the organism in Eukaryota, Metazoa, Arthropoda, Insecta, Lepidoptera, Crambidae. The coding region runs from base 1 to 2946 and encodes 981 amino acids. The transcript has 2 exons. The record is from RefSeq and is a predicted model, not a curated record.